GAUAACUUCCAGUUAGCGACACUACGAGCAUAGUUAUUUUAUAAUGUAUGUCCGAACUGGGGGAAAAAUAUAUAAAAGCGUUGGUCGAAUGUAUUAUUUUAGGAAUAAUGUAAUGUUUGCAAACCUUAAUUUAAAAGUGUAGUUAGCUUGCUAAUGCUAAUCCAUUCGCAUUAAGCGUUGAGUGUUGUGAGGUGUUUCAGACGGAGCUUGUCGGUUGUUUUCGCUGUAAUGACUGCUCUGAGCGGCCCCACGCCUUCUGAAGGACAGCAAAGUCCAGGGAGAAACUGGGUUGUUUUACCUCCAUCCCGAAACGUCCACAACAGCAACGAUUUAGCUGCUGUCAUGUCCCAAACCAAGCUAUUGUUCAGUGAAGCCUUCCCUGCAAGUACCAGCAACCGUGCCACCCAUGUACGCCCGCCAGCCCCCAUCGUGAUAGAAAGGCUGCUGCCACUGUCAGAGGAGCGUGAGAAUGUAGAAAGCACCAGAAGCUCCAUCAGCUUCACCACUCUGUCGGAGGAGAGACUGCGGGCUGCGGUGCGGCUGGCCAAGCGAGAUCUGAGACGUAGGCGCCUUGAUUCACUGACAAAAUCCCCUGCCAAACUCUCUCAGGACGCCUCCCUCCAUGAAACAAGUGAUGUAGAGCUGCUCAAGGAGCUUACCUCCACUCCGAAUAAGACCAAGUUUAAGACCUCCAGUCCAAAAAUAAACUCAGCCCGAUCUGGAGCCAAAUUGGCAGCGAACAAGCCCCAGAAACGUCCCAUUGGUUCCAUGCCUCGGAUUGGCCAGUCGCCUCCAACCAGGGACCCUGGCCCAAGGCAAUUUGAAGGAGGCAAACAUGCACCUUUAAGCCAGGAGGUCGCCAAGCUGCAAAAUGAGCUGGAAGUGUACAUUCAGAAAAUAGAAGCACUCUCCAAAAGAGGGGGGGAAAUGGAGGAGCCGCUGGAGCCUGAAGAGCAAAUUAAGUUGGAGAUGCGCAGGCAGAAGCAGGCAGGCCGCUCAGCACGUGUCAUCUAUGUUCUCCAGCAACAGGUAAAAGAGAUACAAGAAGAUAUCGAGAAACUACGAAGCCAGAAAAUGUGGGACACCAAAAAGUCCACGACAAUAAACAGACUUGCAGCUGCCCACAGAGGGACACUAAGGGUCUUGCAGUUUGUUGUCAACCAGCUUUCAGACCUUGCUCAUGGCAAGGUACCCCCUUAUUACAAAGAGCUGGGCCAGCUGAUUCGCCAGCUCUCUAUGUGCUCAGCUAAGGUUGAGGCAGAACAGGGUUCAGAGACGGCCUUCGACAUCCUGCAAAAACUAGACAUUUUGGAUUCUGCCCUCAAUAAGCAACAGCUGCUCGAAAAGAUGCAGGCCGAGGCAUGUCCUCCACACAGGAAGUCUCCUCAUCGCAGCACGUCGCCUACGAGUGCACCCAGGGGUCCCAGCAAGUCAACUGUUCGAGGUCCUCGAAAACCAGGAAAUCCCAAAAGAGCAGUCCAUGGUAAGAGAAUGGCCUCACAGAAGCCCAAAACUGCUUCUCACCAGCUCAUGAACAGAAGAGAGGUGCUCAGGGCCGGCCUGCAGAGCCUUGCCCAGAGAGAGCCGCGGGGACGACCUCAGACAAACACCACCUGCAGAGAAGGAGGGGAUCUACACUCUGGGAGAAGCAAGGCUGACGUUAUAAUUAAGCGUAAUCAGAUACAAGAAGCAGGUUUCCAGCAGCCUACAGUCUCCUCUCAGCUCAGAGUGAACCAACUCCCUCAAAAAGAGCACUCUGUGCCCUGGAUGCCUGCAUCGCCUCACUCUCCUCCUCCACAACGAUCCCCUCAAAGGAGAAGACCAGAGCCUCGAUGUCUCUUUUCUCCCAUGAAGCCCUCGUCCAGCCCUCCAAAGCCGGUGGUGAACGGUGGUUUGGAACCAGAGCCGGCCCUGAGCUCAGCAAAGAAGACACAAGCUCAGGACGAAGCAUUAAGGAAAGCCUGGCUGGAUAAGAUGACGAUGCAGAGACUGAAGGAGCUCAACCAGCUGAGUAAAGAAGAGGCUCGACGCAUUCAGACAUUAAGGUCAGAAGUUGUCUCGCCAACUCGGUGGGCUGAGAGAGCUGAGCAGAAGGCCAGGGAAAGAAUUCAGCCCCUUUUGGAUGAAGCACAGCAGAUCGGUGAGUCCAGGACGAGGAUCAGCCCCUCGCUGAGGAUUCGGCUGUCUGAGCAGGCUGCAGAGAGGGCAGCAGAGAGUGCUGAGCAGCUGAGUGAGGCGCUGCUGGAGGAUCUGUUGGAGGACACUGCGCGGGUGGCGUGGGCGGCUGAGACAGACAGACAUUUGGAGGGCAUGGCCCAGUGUAGGCUGCAGGCCCCCACCCUGGAGAGUAUGCUGCUUCGUAUGGAGGAGAUACAGAGAGACCAGGAGGAAGUGAGGAGACGGUUUGCUUCCAUCACCUACUCAGACCCUCUUUACUGGGACAGACCAGGAGCAGCAGGACCCCAGUGCCAUGUUCCGAGCUCCAGGCCAGCCUCUCCUCAGCCAAUUAGGCUCACAAGGCCAGUGCCGAGGCAGAGCUCUGCAGCUGAUAUUGUCCUAAAGAAACCCGUGGAGACUGGACACAGCAUCCUCUCUGAGAACAGCCUGACCGAUGAGGCAUCCCAAGACGAACAGCAGCCCAGACACAGCACCGUCUUCCCAGGCCCAGCGGAGAGGAGCACGGGGACUGUUAUCUCUGUGCCAGGCGGCAUGCUGGGAAACAUCCGGCGGUACAGGGAAGACUACGAGACUUACCUGCGCGUUGUGGCUCAUGAGGCUGUCGGCAGCUUCGACCCCUGGGCCAUCACAGACCGCCUGGCGGAGGAGCUGCUGUCGGAGGCUCUGGCUGACGUGGCAGCAGAGUUUCAGGAUGUUGUGGAGGAGUACGCCGAGGCCAUCUUCACCUCAGAGUUUCUUCAGCCGACCCAGUCACCUCCUGCAUCUGCUGCGGCUUCGGUCAGCCAAUAGGACGUCAAAGCAUCAUGGAUGUAGCAGUUUCUUACAAAUUACUAUGUGUAUUUAUUUUAGUAGAAAAUCUGCAUUUUCAGACUUUCAGCACAAAAGAUGUAAAUAUAAAAGACCGAGGGUCUUUUCGUCGACCAAGGACUAUGAUUAUUUGUCAUUUUUCUCUAGUUUCUCAGGUGGAUGCUUUAUUUUGGAAUGAAACUCUUUUAUGUUUGUAUUUAUUUUGUUCAUUUACAAAGAUCUAUAUUAAAUUGGGAUUGUAGAUAUUUCUUUCAAUGAAGCUGCAGCAUACGAGAUUGUUGAAUUGCACAGGGAGCUUUACUCACGAUACUCUUUAUGGUCCAUCUGUAUCUGUGAUUGAAUUCCGCCGGGAAAGUUAGUUUGGUUUAGAUAAGCUUUGAGAGACCAUUACGACAUUACAGAGGAUUAUAAGAUUACCACGCUCCCCUUCCACUUGGUUUAAAUCUCCAUGAGGAUUACUCACACUUUCUAUUUUUCACGUUGGCAUACGGAAAUUAAUUGCAUACGAUCCCCACCAAAAUGAUGUUGGAAGCCAAGGACAACUUGAUUUCCUCUUUUGCUUUAAUGUCUAAAUAAAGGGUCUAAACACAGCGAAAAGCUUUAUCUCCCCUCACUGGUAAAUGUUUUAUCCCAGUAAGCUUUGAUCACAGUGAGGAGAUACAGUAACGAGUAACGUGUUGACAUUAUUUUUAUUACAUUGGUUUAACACCACUUUUUUUUAAUGAUAUCUUAAAUGCUUCAGAGCCAAAUUAAAUAUGGGCACAAGAUUAUAUACUGCAUAAUAAUGGUUGGAAGUGUCGAUUCUGAAUUCA
Molecule: messenger RNA, 3797 nt
Organism: Anoplopoma fimbria (sablefish)
Lineage: Eukaryota; Metazoa; Chordata; Actinopteri; Perciformes; Anoplopomatidae
Product: KIAA0753 ortholog
Exons: 18
Coding region: 229-2967 (912 amino acids)
Biological process (GO): centriole replication; protein localization to centrosome
Cellular component (GO): centriolar satellite
Source: RefSeq, a predicted model, not a curated record